This is a messenger RNA of Funneliformis mosseae, 201 nucleotides long. Lineage: Eukaryota; Fungi; Glomeromycota; Glomeromycetes; Glomerales; Glomeraceae. The record is from the annotation of a GenBank genome assembly.
AUGCAACCGGUUGGAAGAUCCGGUUUUCGAUUUACCAAAAAUAAUUUAAGCAUGUUUAUUUCUCAUUAUGGCGAACCCUCAGUUAUACUUUCUGAUACAGAAACUAUUACAGAACUUACAACUACCGAUAUCACAAGCACAAAAGUAGUACAAAAAACGAAGAAUAGAAUUAAAUUACCUCUUCGUCAUUCAAUCCAAUAA